AUGCGAGGAUUACGCCGCUGUCUCUGGUUCUUCCUUGUGACCCUCUCUGCCGUCUGCGCCAACACCGAGAUUGUCAAUUUCGACGCAGUUGAGAGCGUUGCAAGGGUUCCGCUGCCAAUAUCAGACUGGACGAGGCUGCAUCCCAGCAACCCGGAGCGCAUACUCCACGUUCAACCUGCACCACUAUACACUGAACCGGCUCAUAUAUGCGCGUACGAUGUGCGAGGGGAUGAAAAUGCGGACCCUGGGUGCCCACAUGAGAUAUGGCUCGUGCUUGACGUGGAUGGGUCCGACCACAAGUGGUCCCGGUACGCCAGAUUCACCUUGCGGAUUUCGUGGCCGGCAUGGGCCCCCACAAACUUCUUCAUAAACAUCUACUCGUCAGACAGCGUCCACGACGUGAUGUCUCUUCAUGCAAAGACGUCGACACAAAUAAUCGCGAACCCUGAGCCUAUGCCCACCGACAUCCCAACCGGAGAGAGUCGGUCCGUAUCCCGCACCAUGUUCGCACAUAUUCGUCUUGUGGACACCGGCGUGCGGCCGCCUGCAGCGGCCGCACCUGCGGAGCCCGUGCCAUUCGUCGUGCUCCUCGAGCCGCUGUAUUUCGGCGUUGUCCCCGCCUCAGUGGUGCCAAUCAUUGCAUUCCUGGUGCCCGUCGUGUUGUGUGCGGCGUGGGUGGUCGCACCUUUUGUCAACGCACAGCUUGCACGGGUGGCAGACCAGGCAAGGAAGGAGAUCGUGCUUAUGAAGGCUGCCAAGCGCAAGCACCACUGA
Molecule: messenger RNA, 774 nt
Organism: Postia placenta MAD-698-R-SB12
Lineage: Eukaryota; Fungi; Basidiomycota; Agaricomycetes; Polyporales; Adustoporiaceae
Exons: 3
Coding region: 1-774 (257 amino acids)
Source: RefSeq, a predicted model, not a curated record